ACCUUGAUGAAUCAUUCGUGUAUAUAUUUGUUUAUCAUUUUUAUAUGUAUACACACAAUGUGCUCUCAACUCAUCUGUACACUCACCAACAACAAUAAUUCAUGCUUGUUUUUGCGAGAGAGUAUUAAAAUCUGGCUUUAGCCGUCUUGAAUUUUCUACUUCUGCGGUCAAAGUCGCUGGGAAAUUCAAGCAGCUCAAAAGGGGUGAAGUGAAACUGAGAGAGAGGAGGCUAAAAAUCGAGUCUUGAAAUAUUUGCUGGCAUUUCCAGAGAAAGGGAGUGAGAAAAAUUGGAUCUUGAAAGCCCCCAAGAUUUGAGAUUUCAAUUAUUUCAAGUUACAUGUGACAAUCUUGUAUUAUUUGGAUCAGGGACUUCUUGAAUUUGCUUUUUCGCAAAAAGUUCAUGGAAGCCUAGCUUUGGAGAAAGGGAAAAAGAAGCUAAAAAAUGGAUUUUAUCUCAGCAAAAGAGAGGGAAAUUGUGAUUGAUAUAGAUAGAUUCAUCGAUACGAGUACAGAAGGAGGAGCUUCUUCUCUUGCAGAUGAGAAUCUAGGGAAUGUGGUUUCGAUUUCUGUGAGUGUGGACGAGAAUCCGAAAGCGGUUGAUGAGAUUUCACCGCAGACGGGGAAGAAUGGUAAACGGGAGAAGGGGAGGUCAUCGGGCAAGAAGAAGUCCUCAAAGCCUCCGCGCCCUCCAAGAGGGCUUUCGUUAGAUGCAGCCGACCAGAAGCUCAUCAGAGAGUUAUCCGAGCUAGCCAUGAUUAAACGUGCCAAGAUCGAGAGGAUGAAGGUCUUGAAGAAGAUGAGAGCAGCAAAGGCGUUGUCGUCUUCAUCAGCAUCAUCCAGUGGAAGCUUGAUGGCUCUGCUUUUCACCUUCAUCUUUUUUGCUGUCGUCGUUCUUCAAGGUUGCCACUCUUCUGGUGUGGCUCAUUCGAGUAAUUCAACCGUUGCUACUCAUGGCUCGUUGCAGUCGAGUUCAAGUGCAGGUGUACCUUUAACCAGCAAUGGAUCUCCCGAUGUUAUUAUGCAACCGGUUCUUGGUCCAGACAUAGCAAGAGGUGAUGCGGAGAAAUCUGUACAUUAAGGUCGAGACGCUCUUGCCUCUUGGAGAGAGUGUGAGACACGAGCGUGCAUAGCUAAGUUCUAUUAAACCGUUUUUUUUAGUAUAUAGGACAUCUUCACCCUUUCGCUUUGAAGCGUGUUUUACGCUAUUAGCUCUCUAAUUGAGUGAUGAGAAGUGCGUUUGUAUAGUGGAACUUGAAUGUGAGUUAGUCGGGUGCCUUGGUGCCGUCUUGAUGUUGUUGUGAUCGUAGAUAUAGACGAGUUGCAUCUCUUUUCGCAUCGUCUUGAUGGCGUUGGAACCACGGAGGAAGGCGAAUUGCCUCCCUUUCGGUGUCGCCUUGAUGAUGCUAGAGUCGUCUUUUGUUCUAAAAUCGUGUUUAUCUUGUUAAUCCACUCUGUGUUCAUUAUAUUCA
This is a messenger RNA of Salvia hispanica, 1469 nucleotides long. RefSeq lists its product as uncharacterized. Lineage: Eukaryota; Viridiplantae; Streptophyta; Magnoliopsida; Lamiales; Lamiaceae. The record is from RefSeq and is a predicted model, not a curated record.